UUUUCGCAUUUGUUUUAUGGUAGUAGUUUUUCUAUGUUGAUUAAUAGCUAUGAUAUUUGUUAUCUUAAUGAAGAUGGUGAUAGUGAAGUUAGAUUUGCAGAUAGUAAUUUGAGUGGCAGUCAUAGUGGAAGAUUAAGAGGUCAUGGUAGAGGAUUAAGAGGUCAUGGUAGAGAAUCAAGGGGUCAUAGUGAAGGAUCAAGAAGAUCAAGAGGUUGUAGUAAAGGAUCAAGAGAUCAUAAUAGAGGAUCAAGAGGUUAUAGUGAAAGAUUAAGAGGUCAUGACAAAGGAUCAAAAGAUGGUCAUAACAGUGUAUUAGAAGGUUGUGAUGAUAAAGAGUCAAGAGAUUAUAGUAGUCAUA
Funneliformis mosseae is the source of this 358-nucleotide messenger RNA. NCBI's taxonomy places the organism in Eukaryota, Fungi, Glomeromycota, Glomeromycetes, Glomerales, Glomeraceae. The record is from the annotation of a GenBank genome assembly.